Molecule: messenger RNA, 933 nt
Organism: Cryphonectria parasitica EP155
Lineage: Eukaryota; Fungi; Ascomycota; Sordariomycetes; Diaporthales; Cryphonectriaceae
Exons: 2
Coding region: 349-918 (189 amino acids)
Biological process (GO): regulation of transcription by RNA polymerase II; DNA-templated transcription
Molecular function (GO): DNA-binding transcription factor activity, RNA polymerase II-specific; RNA polymerase II cis-regulatory region sequence-specific DNA binding
Source: RefSeq, a predicted model, not a curated record
GGUUGAUGGUCACACCACAGUCAGUGUUGAUCUAAAUUCUUUGACCUUCACUUCCUCCCCCGCACAGGAGGGAAAAGCCUAAGUCGGCCUCGUCCCCAGAGGCCGUCUCGCACCCUGUCACAAUGGCCGCAGCAGGAUCCGCAUCCAGCUGCGCGACGCGCCAGACCGCAAGCGCCUUCUUCCGUCCAGCCCAGCAAUAGUUCUCUACAGCACACUUCCCAUCCAGAGCCCCCAACAGCAUCUCUUGACCUUGACCUCGAUCUCGACUUCUCGCAGCCGCACUUCUUCAGCCCGGACUCGUGGUCCCAACUGGGCCAGCUCCCAGCGGCAGUCGACGACGAUUUAGAGAUGGCGUUCGGACAGACCUGGGCGGACUCGGGCGAGGGCUUCGCUGCCGCGCCUCCUCUGGACCUCGACUUUUCUUUUGACCCUGCCUUGAUAGAAUCACUCCCGGAUUCCAUCCCAGACUUCUUCCUCGUCACCCCCCGUAAUAUGACCAGCAAUCACGACCUGCAGCAGUCUCAACAGUUUCAGUCUCUCACGCUCGAUCCCUCGCCACCACAACCAUCCUCCAGCAACCUUGUUCCCAACCCCGAAACCCACUCCCGGCCUUCCUCGCCCUCCGAAAGCAGCCCGCUCGUUGGGGGAAAUAGCCGGGCCGGGGCCGGGCGACAAGUUGGGAGCACUAGGCGCGAAGAUGACCCCGACGUCGUGCUCAAGAGGCAGCGCAACACAAUCGCUGCGAGAAAGUAUCGCCAGAAGCGCAUCGACCGCAUCAAGGAACUGGAGGACGCGCUGGAGGAUAUGACCAAGGAUAGGGAUGAUCUGAGGUUGAGGUUGGCGAGGCAGGAGGCAGAGACGGCCGCGCUCAAGGAGAUGAUGCACAUGAAUACUAGGCAGGCUAGUGAUAAAAAUUGAUGCUCGUUCUCUUCC